GUGUGGUGGAGGGGAACAUGGCUGCUGUCGAGGCCUACAAGUCGUCCGGUGGUGACAUCGCCCGUCAGCUGACUUCAGACGAGGUCCGUCUCCUGAACCGCGCCACUGCCUUCAACGAUGGCUUUACGCUAGUUCACCUGGCCAUCCGCUUCCAGAGACAAGACAUGUUGGCCAUCCUUCUCACUGAGGUGUCCCAGCAGGCAGCUAAGUGUAUCCCUGCCAUGGUGUGUGGUGAGCUGACAGAACAGAUCCGCAGGGAGAUCGCUGCCUCUCUGCACCAACGUAAAGGAGACUUCAACUGUUACUUCCUCUCUGACCUGGUGACCUUCACACUGCCCGCAGACAUCGAAGACCUGCCCACUGCAGUCCAGGAGAAGCUGUUUGACGAGGUGUUAGACCGAGAUGUACAGAAAGAGCUAGAGGAGGAGUCUCCCAUCAUCAACUGGUCCUUGGAGCUGGGUACCAGGCUGGACAGCAGACUGUAUGCCCUGUGGAACCGUACCCAGGGAGACUGCCUGUUAGACUCAGUACUGCAGGCUACCUGGGGGAUAUACGACAAGGACUCUGUCCUCCGCAAGACCCUCCACGACAGCCUGCAUGACUGCUCUCACUGGUUCUACACACGGUGGAAGGAGUGGGAGUCGUGGUAUUCUCAGAGCUUUGGUCUCCACUUCUCCCUCCGAGAAGAACAGUGGCAGGAGGACUGGGCCUUCAUACUCUCUCUGGCCAGCCAGCCUGGUGCCAGCCUGGAACAGACUCACAUCUUUGUUCUAGCCCACAUUCUUCGUCGACCAAUCAUCGUGUACGGAGUGAAGUAUUACAAGAGUUUCCGUGGAGAGACAUUAGGCUACACUCGUUUCCAAGGUGUGUACUUGCCCCUGUUGUGGGAGCAGAGCUUCUGUUGGAAAAGUCCCAUCGCCCUGGGUUACACACGCGGACACUUCUCUGCCCUGGUCGCCAUGGAGAACGACGGCUACGACAAUCGCGGCGCGGGCGCCAACCUUAACACUGACGAUGACGUCACCGUAACCUUCCUGCCGCUGGUGGACAGCGAGAGAAAACUGCUGCAUGUACAUUUCCUGUCUGCACAAGAGAUGGGUAACGAGGAGCAGCAGGAGAAGUUGUUGAGGGAGUGGCUGGACUGCUGUGUAACGGAGGGAGGCAUGUUGGCCGCAAUGCAAAAGUCGUCCCGUCGACGCAACCACCCACUGGUCACACAAAUGGUGGAGAACUGGCUGGAUGGAUACCGACAGAUCUGUCCCUGCGCCUCUCUCUCCGACGGGGAGGAGGAGGAGGAGGAGGAAGAUGAGUGAAGGAUGGGAAGGACACAGUGACACAGACACAGGAGAGGGCGUCACUGGAUGGGGACUCGAGACCACUAGCAUCCUUCAUACGGUACCAUACGCCUCCUCACCUCAGAGAGAGAGGAUCCACGGUCUUCUGCGCUGCCAUCUGAGGCUGUAUCCCAAAGCACAUAGGGUUCUGGUCAAAAAAAAGUAGUGCGCACUACAUAGGGGAAUAGGUUGGCAUUUGGGAUGCAGGCGGAGCGAUCGAUGGUCUCUCACUCUGCCGUCUCAGAAGCACUGAAGAGAGGAGACCUGCUCUGGUCCUGAAAGAACUCUUGGAACACAUUCUAGAAUCUCCUCAACAAAACCAUGGCAACAACAAUGGGUGCGUUCGUAAAUUCACUCUGGAGUGCGUUGUCAGUUCGUAAAUUCACUCUGGAGGGCGUUGUCAGUUCGUAAAUUCACUCCGGAGUGCGUUGUCAGUUCGUAAAUUCAGAGCGCACACUGGAAC
This is a messenger RNA of Oncorhynchus gorbuscha (pink salmon), 1797 nucleotides long. RefSeq names its product ubiquitin thioesterase ZRANB1-like. Gene Ontology annotation, molecular function: cysteine-type deubiquitinase activity; K63-linked polyubiquitin modification-dependent protein binding. Gene Ontology annotation, cellular component: cytoplasm; nucleus. Gene Ontology annotation, biological process: protein K33-linked deubiquitination; positive regulation of Wnt signaling pathway; protein K29-linked deubiquitination. NCBI's taxonomy places the organism in Eukaryota, Metazoa, Chordata, Actinopteri, Salmoniformes, Salmonidae. The record is from RefSeq and is a predicted model, not a curated record.